UCACUUCAAUCUUGAAUCCCAAACAACAAAUGCAACAAAGGCAAUCAGAGAUGCGUAUAUUCGCUUGUCUUGUAUUUAUCGCUCUGGCACACGCCACUCAAGGAGCUCCAUCCCCUCAGGUCAUCGAUAAUCAAGAUAUUCCUAUCGGCAAAUUUAAGUAUCAAGUGUCAUUGAGAAACAACGACAAACACAUAUGCAGUGGAUCUAUCCUUAAUAAUUUCAAUGUGCUAACUUCAGCAAGUUGUAUUGCCGAAUUGAAGUGUUCACUAAAUGAAACAAAGGUCCAUGUGGGCACAAACUUUUUAAACGAAUCAGGAUAUGUUUAUGACAUAGAGAGUAUUAGCGUCCACCAAAAUUACGACAGUUAUUUACUCAUUAAUGACAUCGCCUUGCUUCACCUCGACACUCCUAUGAGAUACAACGUACUGGUGCAACCGAUAACUCUUUCAAAAUCCGACAAAAAUUUCGAAAACAAGCCAUGCACGUUAUCUGGAUGGGGAUUUGAAACAAAUGGAAAUAUUUCGAAUAGCUUACAGGAAAUUGACUUAAUAGGUUAUAAACAGACAGAAUGCGCGAAAAAGCACUGGCAACUGACAAGUAGCCAUAUCUGCACUUCACCUCAAAACAAAACUAUAUGCCAGAAUGAUUUUGGUGGACCUUUGGUCAUCAGUGGAGCACAACUUGGAAUCGCUUCCUUCGGUAACCUUUGCGAGCCUGAAAAUCCAACCGUUUACACAAAAGUGACCAGUUUCCUGCCAUGGAUCAACGCAAAUUUGAAAAUUACGAUACGUAAUUUCAACAUGUACACUUUCUUUGUUUUGAUAGUGGCCUUACAAUUAGCGAUAGCCAUUCAUGGAGUUCCAAGCAAUCACAUUGUUGGUGGAAAGGACGCACCGGUUGGCAAGUUCCCAUACCAAAUAUCUCUGAGAAUAUUUGAACGUCAUUCCUGCGGUGGAUCCAUCAUAAAUCGGCAUACCAUUCUCACCGCCGCUCAUUGCAUAAGAGGCUACGGCUCGGACCCCAAAGCUUUGGAAUCGCUAACUGUCCACGCUGGCACAAAUCUACUAAACGAAAAUGGUACCGUCUACAAAGUUAAACAAGCCAUCAGUCACGAGGAUUUUGAUAGCUUUAAAUUAGUUAAUGAUAUUGGUUUACUUAUUUUAUCUACUUCAAUUGAAUAUACUAAAUAUAUACAGCCCAUAUCACUUGCAAUUACCGAUAUUGCUCCCAGCGGCUCUUCCUGCAUCUUAUCCGGAUGGGGACAAACUAUGAUGGACGGUUCGGUUCCUAACAAAUUACAAGAGAUUGAAUUAAUUAUUUUCGAUUACUAUAAAUGCAAACAAACUUACUGGGGGCCACAAAAAAUACAACCUAGUCACAUUUGUACAUUCACCACAUUAGGAGAAGGCGCGUGUAAGGGAGAUUCCGGUGGUCCUCUUGUUUUUAAUGGUGUUCAAAUCGGUAUCGUUUCUUUUGGUGUACCAUGUGCUCUUGGAAGACCCGAUGUAUUUACUAGAGUGUCCUCUUUCAAGGAAUGGAUCCAAAAAUAUAUUGUCGAAUAA
Molecule: messenger RNA, 1562 nt
Organism: Cyphomyrmex costatus
Lineage: Eukaryota; Metazoa; Arthropoda; Insecta; Hymenoptera; Formicidae
Product: transmembrane protease serine 3-like
Exons: 10
Coding region: 30-1562 (510 amino acids)
Biological process (GO): proteolysis
Molecular function (GO): serine-type endopeptidase activity
Source: RefSeq, a predicted model, not a curated record